Molecule: messenger RNA, 987 nt
Organism: Leptomonas pyrrhocoris
Lineage: Eukaryota; Euglenozoa; Kinetoplastea; Trypanosomatida; Trypanosomatidae
Exons: 1
Coding region: 184-987 (267 amino acids)
Source: RefSeq, a predicted model, not a curated record
AGCGUACGUGUGUGUGAUUAACCAAGAUAGUCGCGGCCUUCUCACACAGCUUACCAAGACGGGAGGGGAGAACAAAGAAGAAGACGAUCGGUGUGCGUUUCGCCGUUCACGGCGGCACUCCAAACUGUAUUUUUCUUUCACAGCUCAGCGGUGUUGUUUUUAGCCUUUUGCGCUUUUACUCCUAUGCGUGGGCGACUCAACCGCACUCACGUCACUUCUCGCCGUGUUGAUACACACGCCGCUGAACGCGAGGACCCCUUCCCUCGUUUACUGCAGCGGAACCUGAACACGAGCAUUCCUUUUAAAGUGCAUUUCUCAACGGCAAUCAACAUGAAUCACGAAGCAGAAGCACCUCACGCGUCCGCCGACGCGACGAGCAUCAUUGUCGUCGACAAGGCACCACGGGAGAACAGCCUCGCCGACUUCUUCAGCUUUAACAGUCCUGGGGGGCUCACGUGGUGGGCCGGCGCUAUUCUCGGCGUCUUAGGCUGUUGCGCCUUUGCCUCGAUGAUUGUUAUUCACACGGAGUCGAACCGCCGUGCGGCGCCCGCCGUGAUGUCUCUCCUGAGAGCUCAGCAAUGCCCCCUCCUCUCCUCCCUCCUCCCCCCGUUGGCGUUUCAUGCGUGGCGGACAACCUGCACACGAGUGCCACGGGGCAGCAGCUAUCCCUGCACCGCGUUGUCCGAUUGCAUCGCCCUCGGCAGCCGGUGCGCCGAUGCGAAGCUGCUGGCCCAGCUGCAGUGCGUCAGCACAAGAGAAGGAGCCGAUAACAAGAAGGUGUGUGCGUAUCCGUCUGUGAACUCCACACCCAUGCUACCUCCCUCCACCGCUGCUUCGCCAGGGUUUUGCACGAGCGCGGGCACGACCUGUGCGUUGUGUCUCGACGGCACUUGCGAGUCCACGACGCCGUCGGCCGGUUCGAUUGGGUGUCCAUCGAGCUCGGCGUGCGCCGGCGACUCGUGGCUAUGCAAUCCACUCCGCCUGUGA